AGAAAAAUAACUCAUGCUUAGAAAAGCAGGGCAGCUUUUGAUAUUACUCAUCGUUAUAGUUCUGACCCUAUCUACCUGAAAAGUCACCGCUGAUUGAAAUGUCAUCCAUAUACCAUUUUAAUCUUGGCUUGUAUAAGCGAACUAUCUCGACUACCUCCCCCGAAAGCCAGGCUUGGUUCGACCGUGGACUCAUAUGGGCGUAUGCAUUUAAUCAUGAGGAAUCUGUCUUGUGCUUCGAGCAGGCCGCCAUUUCCGACCCUGACUGCGCAAUGGCCUACUGGGGUUUGGCAUAUAGCCUGGGGCCAAACUACAAUAAGCCAUGGUCGUUCUUUGAUGACAAAGACCUGGCCGAUGCAGUUCGGCGCGGCAACAAUGCUGCACGUACGGCCAUAGCUAAGAUGUCGACCUGUACUCCAAUUGAGCAAGCCCUUAUCAAAGCACUUCAGCAUCGCUAUCCGCAAGAGAGACCUUCGAAUUGUUCUUCUUGGAACCAAGGCUUUGCUGAUGCAAUGGGUGUGGUGCAUAGGGACUUUCCGGACGAUUUGGAUGUCAUUACACUAUAUGCAGACGCUUUGAUGAAUUUGAAUCCAUGGAAUCUCUGGGAUCUUAAGACAGGAGAACCUAUUGCCGGAGCUCAUACACUGAAGAUCAAGUCAUUACUUGAUAAUGGCCUCAGGCUCAAUGGAUCUCUGAAGCAUCCUGGCUUACUCCAUCUGUAUAUCCAUCUAAUGGAAAUGUCUCCUACACCAGAAGCUGCUCUUCCAACGGCCAACCACCUUCGUGGGCUCGUACCUGACGGAGGACAUUUACACCACAUGCCGACUCACCUGGACGUGCUCUGUGGACAUUACCAAGCAGCCAUUGACUCCAACUCGGAGGCGAUCAAAGCUGACGAUAAGUAUCUAUCUAAAGCUGGACCCCUGAACUUUUAUUCUCUGUACCGAUGCCACGAUCUUCAUUUUCGGGUUUAUGCCGCCAUGCUCGCGGGGCAGUACAAAGUUUGCAUCAACACUGCGAGUCAGCUAGAGUCUACUAUCCCAAAGGACCUUCUUCAAAUCGAGUCUCCGCCUAUGGCUGACUGGCUCGAAGCGUUCCUGAGUCUACGUGCUCAUAUCCUAGUCAGGUUCGGAAAAUGGCAGGAUCUGAUUGAUAUGAAGCUACCUGAAGACCAGGAAUUAUACUGUAUGACCACGUCAAUCGUCUUGUAUGCGAAGAGUGUAGCUUUUGCUGCCACUGGGAGAGUGUCAGAAUCGGAACACCACCGAGGACUAUUCCAAGAGUCCUUAAAGAGAGUUCCAACCUCACGCACUCUUUUCAACAACACUUGUCUUGAUAUUCUUCAAGUCGCUGAAGCUAUGCUCGAUGGCGAACUGGAAUACCGGAGAAAGGAUUAUGAUGUCGCCUUUGAGCACCUUCGUGAGGCUAUUCGUCGGGAAGAUAGCCUUCCAUACGAUGAACCCUGGGGAUGGAUGCAGCCUACCCGCCAUGCCUAUGGUGCGUUGCUGAUGGAGCAAGGAUACCUCGAGGAUGCGGUUGAGGUUUAUAAGACAGACUUGGGACUCAAUGAUAAACUCCCCCGAGCUUUGAGGCACCCUAAUAACGUGUGGGCACUGCACGGUCUUCACGAAAGCUUGUCGAGAUUGGGGAGAGAUCUAGAGACGAAGGAGAUUGAAGGCCAUUUGCAAAAAGCACUGGCAGGUACUGAUGUUCCUGUUAAGGCCUCUUGCUAUUGCAGACUAGAAAAAUGAGAAUGCACACACAGAUUCAAUGCUUAUUGUACUACUUUUAGUCUCUGGGCUAUAUAGAUUACCGAGCCGUGGCGCUCAUAGUUGUUGGCAUGAAUGGUGAUAAACAAAGAAUUGACUUGUCGCUACCUAUGUUCAUCA
Fusarium odoratissimum NRRL 54006 is the source of this 1886-nucleotide messenger RNA. RefSeq lists its product as uncharacterized. The transcript has a single exon. Gene Ontology annotation, molecular function: protein binding. The record is from RefSeq and is a predicted model, not a curated record. Lineage: Eukaryota; Fungi; Ascomycota; Sordariomycetes; Hypocreales; Nectriaceae. Gene Ontology annotation, cellular component: intracellular anatomical structure. The coding region runs from base 99 to 1748 and encodes 549 amino acids.